Molecule: messenger RNA, 139 nt
Organism: Dentiscutata heterogama
Lineage: Eukaryota; Fungi; Glomeromycota; Glomeromycetes; Diversisporales; Gigasporaceae
Source: the annotation of a GenBank genome assembly
AAUAAAUCUUCUAAAUGGAUCAUCUGCUAGAAAAAUCACAUCAAAUGGUGAUUUUCCUGGUAGAUGGCCAAAAUGCAAACUUUCUAAGUGUAGUGGGCCACCUUAUGAUGUAACAUCUGCCGUUAUUGUGUAUUUAUGA